Messenger RNA from Spirodela intermedia, 1388 nucleotides. The record is from the annotation of a GenBank genome assembly. Lineage: Eukaryota; Viridiplantae; Streptophyta; Magnoliopsida; Alismatales; Araceae.
AUGGGCACGAAAAACAGCACGAUCGGGAAGAAGUCUAGCAAAAUUUUACAUUAUUGGCGAGUAGCGACACGUCGAAAGGACGAACAUUCUGAACCAGAUUGUCUCUGCAUGCUUAUUAUAGUAAAAUAUAGGCAGGGACGGACAACACGAGCAACAAUGGCGGAGGACCAAUCACUUGCAGAAAACCUAAUAUACGACGGCGAUGGGAUAAUAUGACAGACGAAGAAGAGGAGAGAAAGAGGGUCGAGAAUCUAUAUACAUACCUCUAUUGCUAUAUACCAUCAUUAUGUACGUAACUAUGCAGGUGCUUCUUCCUCGUCCCUCCAAAACUGCGCCCACUUCUCGCGGUCAUAGUCUCGAGCGGCUACGGAGCUUUGCCUGGCUUGGGAUCGGCAGGUGGCUGCAGCGCUGGGGAGGGGUUCUGGGACAUGAGCGUCGCCGAGGUCAUCGCCUGGUACUGAGGGGGCAAAGCGGCGGCGGGCGGCGCCUGGGUGUAGUAUAUCUGCUGCGGGCGGCCUGCGUCGGCAUACUCGUAGCCGUACCCGGGAGCUGACUGCGGCCGGUGAUGGUGCAUCGAGGGGUAGCCGACGAACUGGUGGGACUGAUCCGCCCCCAGGUGGAUGAGCUGGGGGUGCUGCGAAGCGACGGCGGUGGGGGCGUUGACUCCUGGCCGAUAGAUGUUGCCGGCGAGUUCCUGCUUGGGCGGCGCCACCCCGGAGGGGAGGACGCUGCCGGGGAGAGGCUUGGCCGCAACUGGGUCGCCGCUCAAAUUGGGUUGCAUCUGGAGGUUGUAGGCGGGGUUCUGCCGAACGGGGAGGAAGUACAUGGGGACCUGUUGAUUGUAGGCGUGUGGAUCCUGCAGCAACUGCGGCUGCGAGUGGACGGCAGCCAUCUGAUGGUAGUAGUGGUUGAUUGGGAGCACGGCGCCGCCGGCAUGGUGGUGGAGAAGAUGUGGGUUGGCCUGGAGGAACUGCUGCUGUGAUUGUUGUUGCUGUGGUUGAAGCUGUUCGACGGCCUGCAGAGAAGGGAGGGGCAGUGCGGGCUGCUGCUGCAGCAGGUAGCCUUUCUCAUUUACCUGCACCGGCAACCUGAAGCCGGGGUCGGAAGGGGGUGGUUCCUGGAUGGGAUCGGCGGCAGGGGAAGACCUUUCUUGAUAGUAUGCAGACCUAGGUCGAGAAAUCGAAGGACGAAUAGCUCGAUCAAUCUCUUUGCAAUUGUCAAUAGAUUGCGGAGAUAGGUUAGGGCGAUUUUGGACCUCGGAUGUGUACCUGGCCAAGGCGUCGCCUGAUGCGGAUAGAUCCAGAGCGCUGGGUUUCUGCUGCUGCUGCUGCUGCUGUUGUUGUUGUUGUUGUUGCUGCUGCUGCUGUUGCUGCUGCUGGAGUUGCUGA